This is a messenger RNA of Populus trichocarpa (black cottonwood), 1965 nucleotides long. Its product is annotated as ceramide synthase LOH2. Gene Ontology annotation, biological process: ceramide biosynthetic process. Gene Ontology annotation, molecular function: sphingosine N-acyltransferase activity. The transcript is spliced from 6 exons. The record is from RefSeq and is a predicted model, not a curated record. Lineage: Eukaryota; Viridiplantae; Streptophyta; Magnoliopsida; Malpighiales; Salicaceae. Bases 261 to 1124 code for a protein of 287 amino acids. Gene Ontology annotation, cellular component: membrane; endoplasmic reticulum.
UAGAUUAGGGACUAGUCUGAUGUUACUCUCUCUCAUCACGGACACACAAUGAGAUCCGAUUGUUCCUAGCCUCCUAUUUUUUUCACCGCAUAAAAAUCCCAAAAAGAAAAAAAAGGAAAAAACAAUUUCUUUCUUUCUUACUAAAAUUAGUAAAAUGCGUAUAAUAGUAGAGGUGUUUUGCUCUUAAUUAGGAUUAUUAAGAGAGGAUUGAUGGCAGUAAUUGAUGCUUAACUCUACAAUCUUGGUUGGAGAUCUCUCGCAUGGACCCGAUCUUGACCUUCAAUGGCUCUGCAAACCCCUCGCAUUUCCUUCUUCCCAUUUAUUUCGCUUUUGGUUUCUUCCUUGCUCGGUUCAUAUUAGACAGAUUCAUUUUUCGAAAGCUGGCCAUUUGGUUGUUGUAUAGUAAAGCCAAAGCUAUUUCAUCAAGGAUUGAUGAGGCAACGAUUGUAAAAUGCUCAGAGUCUAUGUGGAAGCUGACAUACUAUGCUACUGUUGAAAUAUGUGUUCUAAAAAUUACCUGCAACGAACCAUGGUUCAGAGAUACAAAAGAGUACUUCAGAGGCUGGCCACAUCAAGAAUUGGGGUUUCCAAUAAUGCUUUUCUACAUGUGCCAAUGUGGAUUCUACAUAUACAGUAUUGCUGCCCUCCUUAUUUGGGAAACUAGAAGGAAAGAUUUUUCUGUGAUGAUGUCUCAUCAUGUAAUUACAGUUAUACUGAUUGGAUACUCAUACAGUACAAGUUUUUUCCGGAUAGGAACGAUUAUCUGCGCUGUGCAUGAUGCAAGUGAUGUAUUCUUAGAAGCUGCUAAAGUUUUCAAAUAUUCUGGCAAGGAGCUUAGUGCAAGCAUUUUAUUUGGGCUGUUUGCCAUCUCAUGGGUCAUACUACGACUAGUAUUCUUUCCCUUUUGGAUUAUCAAAGCAACAAGCUAUGAAUUGGUGGAGUUUUUGGAUUUAUCACUAGCCUACGACAAAUUACUGUACUAUGUCUUCAAUACAAUGCUGCUGAUGUUACUUGUUUUCCACAUCUACUGGUGGAUCCUGAUAUACUCAAUGAUAAUGAGACAGCUGAGAAACAGAGGAAGAGUAGGAGAAGAUAUAAGAUCUGAUUCAGAAGAUGAUGAAUAGGUGGGGAUGAAUUUGAUCAACUCUUUUGUUCUCACCCGUGGCACUGAGGAGAUUAGCUUGACUUAUAUGUAGGUUUGUAUCUUCACUCAAUUGGUUUUUACCAAUCAGGUGAAUAAUUUACUUGUUUCAAUAUCUCUUGAUUUCUUUUUGCUGUAUAAAUAAUAGCCGAUUCCUGUAUAAUUUGUUAUCCAUCAAAGAACAAAACACCCGUUCUGAGAUUAGUCCAUAUAUUGGAAAACGAGAAAAGUGGAAAUAGUAGCUUCUUAUAGAUUUCUUUUCCUGGUGUGUUAAUCUUAGUCAUUUGUGAUCUUGUUAAACCCAAUGGCCCAGAACUGCACACCAAUGGCCCAGAACUGCACACGUACUUCAAAAGCGUGUUGGGUUGAGCAGUGGUGGUUUAUUAUUGCAUCCCUAAGAUGUGUAUUCAAAAUUUCCAGGACCCCCUUGUCACUCACCAUGGCUCCAAAAGUGAAAUGAUGCCAUCAUAUCUACUGUUGAGACUUGAGACGAUUUGGCAAUUUGUGGGAGUGAUUCUGAUUGUAAAACUUGUUUGGUGAAUUUUCUUAACUGGAUCUUCAUGUUAUUUUGCAGCUGUUGGAAUGCUUUUCUGCUCUUCUCUGCUUCUGUCUCGUGUCUCGGCCUUUUUUUGUUAUCAUCUUGGGCUGGAAAAGCCAUUCCGUCGCUGCAGACUGAUAAGGCCGCUAUUCAGCUUUUCUUCUUCUUCUUUUUUGAAUCAUGAAUGGAGGCAUUUGUAAUGUCUACUCAAGUGGUAGCUCACAGCUAACAGACUAAGAGUUUUUUUUUGUUACCAAUAAAAAGAAUCCUUCAUGAUCUUUGCUUA